AUGUCCAACAACAAGAGAAUUGCAUUGCCCGCCAGGGUUGAACCAAAGGUGUUCUUUGCCAACGAAAGAACGUUCCUUUCGUGGUUGAACUUCACCGUCAUUUUGGGAUCCUUGGGUGUUGGUUUGUUGAACUUCGGAGACCAGAUUGGUAGAGUCAGCUCGGGAUUAUUUACAUUCAUCGCCAUGUUGACAAUGGUCUAUGCUUUGAUUACUUAUCACUGGAGAGCCAAGGCCAUCAGAAUGAGAGGUCUGGGUCCAUACGAUGACCGCUUUGGACCCACCAUGUUGUGUAUUUUCCUUUUGGUUGCCGUUGUCGUCAACUUUGUGUUGAGAAUCCGCGGUUAG
Messenger RNA from Australozyma saopauloensis, 345 nucleotides. RefSeq lists its product as uncharacterized. NCBI's taxonomy places the organism in Eukaryota, Fungi, Ascomycota, Pichiomycetes, Serinales, Metschnikowiaceae. The transcript has a single exon. The record is from RefSeq and is a predicted model, not a curated record. Gene Ontology annotation, cellular component: fungal-type vacuole membrane; vacuolar transporter chaperone complex. The coding region runs from base 1 to 345 and encodes 114 amino acids.